AUGCCGCACCACUCCCGAGACAUCUCACCUUACCUCCUCAACGUCACCUCGCAACGCAGAAGUCGACCGCCAUCCUACAACACUGCUACACAAGGCGAUCACGCGCGCAGCCCAAGACUAAGAUUCGAGGAACGCCAAACGCCAUCUCGACGUGUCCCAUACCAACCACCAUACGUGCAAACAGUCAGCGACGCCUCCAGCGCCACAUUCAGGCCGACACACCGCACACGUGCACCAUCACCAGAGGACAGUCGUAUCCCCACCACCAUGGAGGACGAUCGCAUGCGCAUUACACCAAGCGAAAUCGAAGAAAUGGACGCCCAAGCUAUCGCCGCACUUGCCCGCGAGACCCGCGAUUAUCCUCACGCACCACGCCCCCCGAGACACAGAUCCUCUCCAACAACCGGCAGCAACUCAUACCUCUCAUCCACCUACAUGGACAACACUGACAUCCGCACCCUCUCCUCAUGGCCCUCAAUCUCCGCACCACCCGACUCAUCCUCCCACUACCAUUUCCGUCACCGCCAACCCAGCAACAACCAUCACACCUCUUUCCCCCGCCUGCUCCCGACCCCCAUCCGCCCCACUCGAACUUUCACCCACGACCUCGCCCCCAUCUACCGCGACGACUCCCUCUUCUCCCUCCCAGGAAUCGACUCAGGCGAUCCCUACCUCCGCGACAGCGCUGGAAAACUCCACAUGACGUCCGCACCAGGGACGUACGAGGAGGUGCAUCCAAUGCAGCUUCCGUUGGCGUAUGUGCGCCCGUGGGAUGGUCAUGUACCCGAUGAGCGGACGGGGAGAGGGUUUCUGUAUGAUCGUCGGUAUGAGUACAACGACUUUGCGAGGUGGGAUGAGGUGAAGGAGAAUAGAAGCGUGGAGGGGGAGUAUAGGUGGAGUAAUCCGAGUUAUGAGGAGAUGUAUGGGGAUGCAGGUGGGGAGGAUGAGGGGGAGAGAAGGGAGGGUUGGGAUGAGCUUGCUGGGGAGGAGGAGAUGCGUGGGUAUCGGAGGGAUGAGGGACGGCGUGGAGAAUCUCCGUUGAGGCGUAGGAGAGGGAAUGAGAGGUUAUCGACGAUGUUCGUGGAUGAUGCUGCGAAUGGACGUGAGGAUACUGAACGGCGCGGCGGGGAGACUGUGAUUGAAGUCAAGACCGCCGGCGGAACGGUCGUGAAAGUCAAGAAAGCUCGGCGCAGGGAGGAGAGGUGA
This is a messenger RNA of Fulvia fulva, 1206 nucleotides long. RefSeq lists its product as uncharacterized. The transcript has a single exon. NCBI's taxonomy places the organism in Eukaryota, Fungi, Ascomycota, Dothideomycetes, Mycosphaerellales, Mycosphaerellaceae. The record is from RefSeq and is a predicted model, not a curated record. The coding region runs from base 1 to 1206 and encodes 401 amino acids.